CAUAUGACGUCAGUGGCGCUGCAGCAGCUGAGGCGUGUUUCAGUCGCUUCAUUUAAAGUCUCACGUCGUCUUCUCUUCCUCUCUUCCUCUUCCUCUCUUUCUCUCUUUCUCUUCCUCUCUUUCUCUUCCUCUCUCACUCUUUCAGAAUCGUUCACUUUAUGCGUCAUUAGCCGCUGUGCACCGGAUGUGACGUGUGUUUGCGACAAUCUUCACUCAACUUUAUUGACAGUUAGCUCGUCGCAGCUAACCGGCUAACUUGCGCUGACGUGACGGGAGAAGCUCCGAGCUCAGGGUUCAGGAGGCGGUUGCCAUGGAGCCGGCCUGGCGUCAGCAGGGCCGGGGCCGAGGCCGCAGCCAGGAGGGUCAGGGUGAAAGGUCCCGACCUCCGCUGACGGAGAGGCCGGGAGCCGCCGCAGGAGCGUGGGCAGCGGGGCGAGGAGGGAGGACGAAGAGGGCCGCGGCUCCUGAGCCUCCACGAGCAGAGUCCGUUCAGUCCAAGUUCGAGGAGAUCAGGAAGUCCAACCAGGCUGCUGCUCAGCGACUGGUGGAGAGCCGCGUCAGCUCCUCCUCAGAGGACGAUGACGAUGAAGGAGAUGUUGACCACAAGGAUGGAAAGAGGGGCAAGAUCCUGGCGUCGACCUUCACCACCUACACUGACCAGACAGGUGGCGAUGGCUCAGGUCUUCUCAGGACUGGUCAGUACGUUAGUGACCUGUUUCAAUCCGGAGCUCUCACCUGCCUCAUCUGCAUCGGCUCUGUCAAGAGGACACAGGCGGUGUGGAGCUGCUCCAGCUGUUUCUCCCUCUUCCACCUGCCCUGUAUUCAGAAAUGGGCCAGAGACUCAGCCUUCCUCGUCUCCUCCGUCACUGAUGAAGACUUUGGUCAGAAGAAGCAUCCCUGGCCCUGUCCAAAGUGUCGAGCUGAAUAUCCACCCAGCGCCACGCCCAACAGGUACAUGUGUUACUGUGGGAAGCUGCAGGACCCCCCAGCUGACCCCUGGUUGGUCCCUCACUCCUGUGGCUCCAUCUGUCAGAAGGAACUCAAACCCACCUGUGGACACACUUGUCUGCUGCUCUGUCACCCCGGUCCCUGCCCUCCGUGUCCAAAGAUGGUGCCAGUUUCCUGUAUGUGUGGCAAAUCAAAGCCCCUCCCCCGUCGCUGUAGCAACAAGGCCUGGUCCUGUCAGCAGCAGUGUGGCAGGUUACUACCCUGUAAACAACACACCUGUACACAGCCCUGUCACACAGAGUGUUCUCCAUGUCCUAGAGUCAGUGUUCAGAAGUGUAUGUGUGGUAGAGAGAAGGCAGAGAGACCCUGUGCCAGCCCUGAGUGGAACUGUCAGCAGGUAUGUGGUUCUGUCCUCUCCUGUGGGAAUCACACCUGUGAGCUCUUGUGUCACGACAGAAUCUGUCCUCCAUGUCCCCGCUCCAUCAGCAGAUGCUGUCCCUGCGGCAAGACCAGUUGUCUGUUCAUCUUUCCCAUUUUUUGUGUGAUCUGUCUGUCAGGGAGCUGUUACCCAUGUCCAGAGUCGGUGGAGGUCACAUGCACGUGUUCCUCAACUGUUCUGGUUGUUCCCUGUGGUCGAGAGAGGAGCACCAAGCCACCUCGCUGCAAAGAGCUCUGCAGGUGUCCUCCGUCCUGUCACCAUCCGACCAGAGAGACGCACCGCUGCCACCCUGGGCCCUGCCCCGCCUGCAGGCAGCUCUGCCUGCUGCCGCUGUCCAGGUGCAGCCACACCUGUCCGCAGCCCUGCCAUGACAUAGUGCUGGUCAAGUCCCACCAGGUGCAGUUAGCAGGUCCGUGGGAGCAGCCAUCUGAACCUGCAUUUGUGAAGAAAGCUCUGCCCUGUCCGCCAUGUAAAGUACCAAUACCAACAUCCUGUUUUGGAAAACAUGAGGUCAGUCCGGUGCCGUGUCAUCGUCGGGGUCCUUUCUCCUGCAAACGUCCUUGCGGACGACCUUUGACUUGCGGCAACCACGACUGCAGCAGGGAGUGCCAUGUAGUUACCGAGGGCAACAAGUGUGAAGUCUGUGAGGAGGACUGUUUGAAGCCCCGCCCCCCAGGCUGUCCACACCCCUGCCCGCGCCCCUGUCACCCGGGCGACUGCCCCCCCUGUGGUCAGAUGAUCCGCCAACGUUGCCACUGCAAGAUAAGCCUGCUCUACGUGGAGUGCAUGAAGUUGAUGUCGGCUGAUGAAAAGAAGAAGGUGGAGCUGAGCUCCUGCAACAACCAGUGUCCUAAAGAG
Paralichthys olivaceus (Japanese flounder) is the source of this 2245-nucleotide messenger RNA. NCBI's taxonomy places the organism in Eukaryota, Metazoa, Chordata, Actinopteri, Pleuronectiformes, Paralichthyidae. The record is from RefSeq and is a predicted model, not a curated record.